GGGAAACACGAUGCCAGCUUCCAGUACCUAGUCGUCGGCGGACCUCCUCUUACAACGUCCGGGACUGACCCAUGGUGCCUAUCUAUGGGGCGACUGACCUGCUGGUCCAGGCUUAGCCUCGUCGCAGUGACCAAGCUCUGUGGGCUUGCUAUGGAGGGACCAGGGGAUUACAUAGUGAUACCCUGCCCCUUUGAUAUGGCGGGGUCUGGGGAUCCUGGGAGACGUUACUAGGUAAGUAAGUAGGUAGGUAAGUGGGAGGCGAGGACUUCAUAUAAAGAUGGUUCAAGCCGCGGGUCUCGAGGAGAGGUUGUGCGGUCCUGUCGUCCCUCUCUUUCGUGUCACGGUUGUCGUCGUCGCGGUGUCGAGGCGGUCUUUUCGGCGCGCAACACGGCUCUUUCUAAUUGUCACUCUGUCAAUUGAAAGACAGUUUCAGUCCUUGUUUUCAUCUCCUGUCAUUUUCUGUCCGCAUAUCCACCCGCACCAUGAGAACCUGUGUAACAGGCUGGGCCCUCGCCCUCGCCUGCCUCCAAGUCGCAUCCGCCCUCAACGGCGCCAUAACGCGAAAACUCGUCGAAAUGGCCGACAUGGGCCUCUACCCAGACGGCACGCCCAUGGAGGGCGUUGAUUCCGACACCAUGAUGACCACUUUCACCACCGAUCCCCCCUUUCCUCCCCCACCACCAACAGACGACAUCGAGCCCGAGUACAUCGAGCUGCCCCUGGACAAUUUUGCCAAAAGCAAGAACCAGGACUACAGCUACUAUGGGACUUUUUACAAUCGGUACUGGGUCAAUGAUGCGAGCUAUAAGCCGGGCGGGCCGGUUUUCAUCUACGAUGCGGGCGAGGCGGAUGCGAGCACGAAUGCGCAGAAUCGGUUGAGGAACUCGAGUAGUUUUUUCAAGAGGUUGGUGGAUAAGUAUCAGGGGAUUGGCAUUGUGUGGGAGCAUCGCUAUUAUGGGAAUUCCACUCCGGAACCGAUCAAUGUGAAUACGCCACCCGAGGCGUUCAAGUGGCUGAAUACCGAGCAGUCACUCGCGGAUGUGGACAGAUUUGCGUGGCAAUUCAAGAGAAAAGAUAUCUCGUACGAUCUCACUCCCAAGACCACGCCGUGGAUCUUCGUUGGGGGAAGUUACCCCGGCAUGAGAGCCGCAUUCAUGCGUGACAAAUACCCCGACACCAUUUACGCUGGAUAUGCGUCGUCCGCGCCUACGCAGGCACAGAUCGACAUGUCGGUGUACUUUGAGCCUGUCUGGGAUGGCAUGCAGGCAUAUGGAUACGGAAAUUGCUCCAGAGACAUCAACGCCGCGGUUCGGUAUAUUGACAAUAUGUUGGAGAAGCCCGUCACGGCUGCCAAAAUCAAGGAGCAGUUCCUCGGCCUUGGUGCGGCCGACAAUUCGCACGCUACGUUUGCGGAUGCGUUGGGCACCAUCUUCUACACCUGGCAAGCGUACGGCCCAGACGGUGGAAAGCAGGGCAUUGGUGCCUUUUGCGAUUGGAUCGAGAGGGACCCCAAGACGAACCGGACGGCUGGUCGCGAGGGAUGGGCGACGAGUAAAGGUGCGGCUUGGACGGUUGCACGCUGGGCGGCGUGGGAUCAGUUCGUGCCGAUGGUGAAUGACUUUAUGACGACGGAUUGCUCCGGUAGUCAGACUGUGAAGGGGAACUGUAAUCUCGAUUUGAAGUUUGGGGAUCCGGCUAUGAUUUCUUGGACGUGGCAGUACUGCACACAGUGGGGCUACUUCCAAUCCGCCAAUCUCGGCCCUCACCAACUCCUCUCCAAACACAACUCCCUCAACCACCAAAAAGACAUCUGCCACCGCCAAUUCCCCGACGCCAACUUCCGCGACCACGGAUUCCCGGACUGGCCCGACGUCCGCCGCACCAACCGCAUCUUCGGCGGCUGGUCCCUCCGCCCCAGCAACGUCUACUGGUCCGGCGGCCAAUUCGAUCCCUGGCGCACCCUCUCGCCCCUCUCCGGUGAAGGAAAUGCUCCCCCUGUGAGACCUUUCUCGUCAAGGCCCCCAAGGUGUGGGGAGGGACAGGACCAGAGCAGUAUCUUCGGUUACGUGAUUGAGCGGGCGCAGCAUUGCUAUGAUUUUAGGACCACGAAGGGGACGCCGAAGGGAGCGGAGGUGAGUCGGGCGAAUUUUGAGAGGGCGUUGGAUGGGUGGUUGGGCUGUUGGAAGCCUAGGAGGGAUAGUCGUGGGCCUGGGGGAAGGGGGAGGCAGUGGUGGAGGGACUGAUGAGAGAGGAGGAGAUGUGACGGCUGAUAUUCUCUCUUCUGUAUUUGCAUAAUAAGGGAUUUGGGUAGAU
Molecule: messenger RNA, 2313 nt
Organism: Westerdykella ornata
Lineage: Eukaryota; Fungi; Ascomycota; Dothideomycetes; Pleosporales; Sporormiaceae
Product: peptidase S28
Exons: 3
Coding region: 483-2243 (586 amino acids)
Biological process (GO): proteolysis
Molecular function (GO): dipeptidyl-peptidase activity; serine-type exopeptidase activity
Source: RefSeq, a predicted model, not a curated record